This is a messenger RNA of Juglans microcarpa x Juglans regia, 669 nucleotides long. RefSeq lists its product as uncharacterized. The transcript has a single exon. The record is from RefSeq and is a predicted model, not a curated record. The coding region runs from base 1 to 669 and encodes 222 amino acids. NCBI's taxonomy places the organism in Eukaryota, Viridiplantae, Streptophyta, Magnoliopsida, Fagales, Juglandaceae.
AUGGAGGACACACAGGAAUAUUCGGAUGACUCAUCCUCUAUUCAUACACACCUAAACACAAACACCUCACCUGCAUCCCGUUUCUUGAACCUUGGUGACCUUAACAACCCAUUUCGCUUAGACAAUGGCGACAACCCUGCUGUUAUCCUCAUCACAGAUCUGUUUACCACCGACAACUAUGCAAACUGGUCCCGUGCUAUGCGACGGGCACUACGUGCGAAGAACAAACUCGGCUUCAUUUUCGGCGCCAUUCUGCAACCUACUGAACCAGAGGACCCUUUGGUCGAGCUCUGGGAAUGCUGCAACGACAUGGUAGUAUCGUGGCUACAGAACUCCAUCAGCUCUUCAAUCAAAUCCAAUGUCGUGUUCGUUGAUGAUGCUAGGGAAAUUUGGCUCGACCUUCAGAAUCGAUUUUCUCGGCAAAAUGGGCCCCGAAUUUUCAAGCUUAAGAAAAAUCUCUCUAGCAUUCAUCAAGAUCAUGACUCAGUAAGUAUUUACUAUGGUAAGCUGAAAACCCUUUGGGAUGAACUCUCCAUUUACGAUCCAAUUCCUGCUUGUACUUGUGGUUCUACAAAAACUCUCUUGGAUCGCUAUCAAAGAGAUUUUGUGUUUCAAUUUCUUAUGGGUUUACAUGAAUCGCUAAUGUGCAUGACCAGCUUAUGCUUUUAG